AUGGAAGGACGUGGACGACGUGGUAUGCCAGCCUGUGCACCUGUGCCAGGCUCGACAGGAGAUCCUCAGUCUUGGUACUUCAAGACGCGCUGCAUUGUCUUCGACUUGGGAGCCUCAGUGCUCAUCCGUGUUACACGGAUGGCUGCGAGUUCUGGUGGGGCCCUGGAGCCAGAGGGGAGCUACGGGGGAGUCGAUCUCACCGGAGCCGUGGUCGGCGUCGAUGCUGCCUCAAUGGUGACCCUGCAGUGGUUCAAUCUGGGCGAAUCAGUGGUGAGUCCUUUGACCGCUCUUCUACAGAAGCUGGCAGACAAGGAGGAGGAGAAGAUCCCCAAACCUCUGUACGACUUCGCGGAGUCUGACCAUGCAGCAAUUCUCGAAAAAAUGGGUGAAUCGGAGGUGGAGGCCGAGGCCGCUGCACUGUUAAAGGAGCCGAACGGCUUACGGCAAACGGCGAACUUGAAAGUGCUUGGGAACACUACGUGUGUUCGCUACAGCAAACAUGGCUUCGCUUUGGCGUGGCUCUCAAAGGUGAUGAGCUCAUUUACGAUGUUCGACGAGUAUUUCUUGAAGGACCUGGGAACUGAUCAGGCAAUCUGGGCCGUGGCGUCAGAUAUGGCGAAUGGACUGCGACCGGUGGGCCAGGCGACGAGCUGUUUGACCUUCGUUUCACCAUCGCCAGAUGCUGAGUGCGCAGCUCUUGUCCUUGAUGGCACAAUCGCUGCGCAGAACCUUGCAGCUGUUUGCCUCAAGCGCAGUUUGUACAAGGAGGCCAUUGAGUGGGCAGAUGCCGCUCUCUCCAUGGAUGGGAAGGACAUGUGCAAUUUGGUGCUCAACUUGCAGAAUCCUAGAGGGCCGGUUGCAGCAGCUUCGCCGAAUGACCCCGAGGUGCGGAAACUGCUGCGCGAGGUGCAACCGCGUCUAAAGGAAAAUAGCAACCUCGCCGGUGCGAUGGAAGAGGAUGAGAAGAUGAAAGAGACGAACAUACCUGACCAAAGCGCAGCUCGGGCGCAGAAGCAGCUCACAGGCAUCCUCACGGGCUUGAUCCUGAUCAUCGCGGGGAGCCUCUGUUUGGGCUUGGCAGACGUAGAGAACGACUGGGCCUGGCCCGCCGCCUACGUCUUCUACGGACUUGGUGGCUGCUGCGUCCACCUCUCCAGCUUCUCUUUGGGCAACGCUUUUGGAAAGGCCAAGGGCGUGGUCAUCUCCUGCUUUGUGGCAACGUUUUCGAUCUCGGCGCUGGCGUUUCAAGUCUUCGACCUGGCCUACCGGGCUGGGCUGACACUUCGAGUCGUAUCGCUGAUCCAUGUCAGCCUCGAGGCUCUCAACAUGUGCUUUUCUGGAUGGCUGUGGCCAGAUUCAGCACUGAAACCAGGAACGCGAUUGACCUUCGAGCGAUGCCGGAUCAAGUCAAGCGGGGGAAUGGAGCAGGGAAUCGCCGCCAAGAGUCUUACUGUUCGGGAGCGCUGCGUCUCAGCGCUGGGCAUUGCGAGGACCUACAAGUUUGUCGGGUUCCUCACUUUCCACUUCACCCAGCUCGGUCUGAAUCGAUGUUUGAUGGGGUGGAUGGCGGCUGAGCUACGUUGGAAGCACGAGGAGCUGCUCGGUGCUUCGAGACCCGGGCUCGACAUCGAUCAUGAGCUGGCCAUGUUCAAUUUCUUGCAAGCAGGGGCUGGUUUCAUUUCUAUCCCUGUCUUUGGAUGGCUGGUGGCACGAUUCGGGCACCGGCGUGCUCCUUUCUGCGCUACAGCCGGCCUUGCCGUUCUUUUUCUCGCUGUCCGGCCCUUUAGCGAACCGUGGCUCUUGCCGAUCCUUUACAUUGUGUCGGCUUGCCACCGUCAGCUGUUCUUCUCGACGUUCUUCACGUUCAUGAUUUCCGAAUAUCCGGCCGAAUUGUUUGCGACACUGGCUGGAAUGGCGAACGUUCUGGCUGGCCUAGUGUCCUUCCUGCAGAAUCCACUCUUGGAGCUUGUCUUGCGGGACAUGGAUGGGCACUUCUUGCUUCCGCUGCUGGCACAGCUAGGAAUCGCUGCCAUUGUGUUCGUUUGUUCCCUCAUCGCCUGGUUCUACGACAAGCCCGCGCUUCCGCCACCGGCAGCUCUCGACACGGAGACUGUAGAUGAGGCUGCAGAAACGAAGCUGCAACUCUGCCCUGCCCAUGACAGCCCUGUUCCCAUAGUACAGCCGCGUGCGCAUGGAGCGGUAAUGGAGCCGGAGCCGGUCCAGAAUGCCACAUCGAAGUACCUGAAGCGGCGCCUGCCGACUGCGAAUGCGGAGCCCUCGAAAGUCGCUGAGCAAUUAAAUGAAACGAGACACGAGACUCAAGGAGGCCGGGCCAACAGAGCAACAUCAUACGCUGACAGGCGGUUGCCAGCAGUGACCUCUUGCCUCUCUGGGAGCUCGAUGCCUCACAGUGAAGCACCAACAGAUCAGGAGAAGGAAUGCCCUGCACAGCGCAGAGAGCCAUACCUUCUCCGCCGGCGUCAGAUUGACUUCACUUGGGUCGACCUGGACGGGGUAGCUGGCCAUCAGCAGCCUCAAGCUUCGGGCACGCGCUUGUCAAUACACGGCCGAGGAAGCCACAUCUUUCGAACUGCGGAGGACAUGCUACAUGUUGGUCCCCUCGCCUUCGGUGACUCAACUGACAAGGACUAUGUGACUUCUUGCGACAGGCAGGGAGGUAGACUUGAGCAUUUGGAGCCAGUGCUGUUGAAUAUCUACGACCUGGGAGACAGCAAAGCCAUCCAACGUCUGAAUGUACUCCUGAAACCCAUGGGUUCUGGUGCAUACCAUGCGGCCGUACAAGUGUACGGACAGGAAUGGAGCUUCGGAGGCUUGAGCAUUGACGAUCCGAUUGAAGAGGGGUUCGAAACUGGGAUAUGGAGCUGCCGGCCGCAGGGUUGCAGGCAGCAUUCUUACCGAGAAAGUGUUGCAAUGGGGCACACUAGCCAUUCUCAUGUGCAGAUUCUCGAAAUUAUUCGUGGCAUGAUGGACGAAUGGCCCAUGAAUAGCUACCAGAUAUUGCGGCGAAACUGCUGCCAUUUUUGCGACGCUUUCUGUCAACUCAUCGGAGUGGGGCCUUUGCCGGCUUGGGUUCUCAACCUUGCUGGCGUCGGUGCCUCGCUUGAGAGCAUGCAAACCUCCACCUUUCACGCCACCGCUUCUGCAGCAAGUGUGGUGAGGGAUUUCGCAUUGCGGAUCAAGAAAGUGCCAGCCUAA
Molecule: messenger RNA, 3216 nt
Organism: Symbiodinium necroappetens
Lineage: Eukaryota; Dinophyceae; Suessiales; Symbiodiniaceae
Source: the annotation of a GenBank genome assembly